AUGUCCCACAAAGAAUUCGACCCCGUAAGCUUUGCCAAGGACCUCCUGGUAGGAGGGGUGUCUGCCGGUAUCUCGAAGACGGCCGUGGCGCCUAUCGAACGUGUCAAGUUACUGCUCCAAGUCCAACAUGUGUCCAAGCAGAUUUCAGUCGACCAGCGGUACAAGGGAAUCAUCGACUGCUUCGUGCGCGUCCCAAAGGAACAAGGCUUCGCCUCCCUGUGGAGGGGCAACCUGGCCAAUGUCAUCAGGUACUUCCCCACCCAGGCUCUUAACUUCGCCUUCAAAGACCAGUACAAGGAGAUGUUCUUGGGAGGUGUGGACAAAAAGACGCAGUUCUGGAUGUAUUUCGCGGGGAAUCUUGCCUCUGGUGGAAUGGCAGGCGCGACAUCGCUCUGCUUUGUGUACCCGCUGGACUUCGCCAGAACUCGACUCGCCGCAGACAUCGGAAAGACUGGAACUGACCAGCGCGAGUUCAGAGGACUCGGACAUUGCCUGACCUCUAUCGCCAAAAGCGACGGCAUCACUGGUCUCUACCGUGGAUUCGGCGUCUCCGUCCAAGGCAUCAUCAUCUACAGGGCAGCGUACUUCGGAGGUUUCGAUACAGCGAAGGGCCUACUUAUCUCCGACCCAAAGAACGCUAACUUUUUCGUGGCGUGGAUGAUCGCCCAGGUUGUGACAACGGGUGCUGGUGUCUUGUCCUACCCCUUCGAUACUGUUCGAAGGCGAAUGAUGAUGCAGAGCGGUCGCAAGGACAUUCUGUACAAGAGCACCCUUGACUGCUGGAGAAAGAUCCUCAAGCAGGAGGGAGGCUCCGCGUUCUUCAAGGGCGCCUUCUCAAACGUCUUGCGUGGGACUGGUGGUGCCCUGGUCCUGGCUAUGUACGAUGAAAUCAAAAAGUACAUCUAA
Messenger RNA from Lineus longissimus, 906 nucleotides. Its product is annotated as ADP/ATP translocase 3-like. Gene Ontology annotation, biological process: negative regulation of mitochondrial outer membrane permeabilization involved in apoptotic signaling pathway; mitochondrial ATP transmembrane transport; mitochondrial ADP transmembrane transport. The transcript has 2 exons. Bases 1 to 906 code for a protein of 301 amino acids. The record is from RefSeq and is a predicted model, not a curated record. Gene Ontology annotation, molecular function: ATP:ADP antiporter activity. Lineage: Eukaryota; Metazoa; Nemertea; Pilidiophora; Heteronemertea; Lineidae. Gene Ontology annotation, cellular component: mitochondrial inner membrane.